AUGGCCGGUCCGAAAGCCUGGCGGCCCCUGCGGCUCUCAGGAGAAGGCGAAUUGCCGCCUUUACUGGUUGCCUUUGAGACCAGGUUGUCCGACUAUUCUAUCCAGGUUACAGACAUGGCUCAUGUAUGGUUCGAGUCGAUGGAGAGGAAAGCCAUAUGCAUAAGAGCAUGGGGAGAAAACACGAGCAUCGACCCGAGUGACACGCCAGAGAAUAUGGGCAAGUUCCUCCAGACACUCCAGAGCGCCCUGGAUGAGGCGGCUCCUGGCUAUGAUGAAGCUAUGGUCACUCUUUCUCCCGGUUCAGUAGCAGACUCGGGAGAGGACGGCUUGAAACUAGUGACCAUCUGCCAGCUUCCUGGCUUUGAGCCUCUGAAAUGGCCAUUUCAUCUGAAGAAGUCGUCAUCCAUUGCGGUCGCGAACGAAUUCGCCAUUCCGCUUGUUGAGACUCUAUACUCAAAGAGCCGCCAAGUCGACAUGUUGCUACAGGCGUUGAAACACAAAGAUGGGGUGAUUGCCAAGCUCUCCGACAAGCUUGAAGCUACUGGCACAGGUUUGGAGCACGUUUUCACCGCGCUUUCAGGUCGCAAAAAGGUGACUAGAGAGGCUGCACAUGAUAAAAUAAGAGGCCUAGCUCCAUUCAACGAACAAAAGAUGAAUGAUGAGCUUCAGAACGACGCUGAUCGGCCUGGAGACGUGAUAGACCUAGUGCAGAGAGUCUUUGGCGGCACAACUACUCCAUCUGAUACAUCGAUGGCCCUCGCAUCAACCGGCCUAGACAGUUGGUGGCGUAGCUUCAGAAGCACGUCAAGUCUCCCGCAUCGCAGUGCUCCUGCAAUCGAGAGCCAGGCGGCUGCUCCAGACACCGCAGCACCGUCCUCGCCCCUAGACACCAACGACGUGACAAUGGGUGAGGAUGAUGACAAUGAUGACGAAUUUCAGAUUCAGUCUACUCCUCCACGCCUCAAACCAAAGAAGGACAAUGAAUCAACAGUUGCUUCUACAUCGUCAAAACAACAUUCGCCUUCAAAGGCCACCAAGAAAGAGCUCGGGUCUUCUCAAGAGUCGAAGCGAGCUGGGCGUAUCGGAGGGAUUGGGGGCAAGAAACAUGUACCACCUCCAUCGUCCCCCAAGGCAGUCAGUCCAGCGCCUCCUGGCUGCAAAGCAGCGGUGGCAGACGACGAUGAGACCGCAUCAGAAACUGCUAGUGACGUGGACGAGACUGCAUCUCUUCCUGACGACGACGCCGCCGCGUCAUCUCCGGCGGCGGCGGCUCCGUCUCUCUCGUCAGCCAAGUCACCUGCAAAGAAGAGCGGUCUGGGCCGUAUCGGUGGGAAACCGAAAUUACCACCAGUGCAUGAUUCAGAGCCUGCAGUGGACGGCGCUCCUCCUUCUACGCAUGUGCAUGCGGCAGCGAAGGCGGAGGCGGGCUCGGCCGCCCCCAGCAAGAGGCUGGGCGUCAUCGGUAAGCGGAUUGGAGGCGGUACAGCAUCGUCAGGAGACGCAGCAAAGGACGAUGCGCAACGCGGCCGUACAACCUCGCGCAACGCAUCGGCAGAGGCCGCAGAGGAGAGGAAAAAGGAAACCUCGCAGGAGCGUGCGGAUAGGAAACGAGAGGAACUGAAGAGGGAGCUGGAGAAGAAGGCAGCAGCUGGACCGGCAAAGAAGAAGAGGAGAUUCUGA
This is a messenger RNA of Akanthomyces muscarius, 1680 nucleotides long. RefSeq lists its product as uncharacterized. The record is from RefSeq and is a predicted model, not a curated record. Gene Ontology annotation, cellular component: nucleus; DNA ligase IV complex. Gene Ontology annotation, biological process: double-strand break repair via nonhomologous end joining. Gene Ontology annotation, molecular function: DNA end binding. The transcript has a single exon. Bases 1 to 1680 code for a protein of 559 amino acids. Lineage: Eukaryota; Fungi; Ascomycota; Sordariomycetes; Hypocreales; Cordycipitaceae.